AGCUGCUUGACUCUCAUAUGCUUUGGGCCGACUCUGUGUGUGUCUGUGUGUAUGUCAAGUUUGUUUUAUGUCUAACCUGCUGUUUCUCUACCCAGCCUUCUAUGCCACAGCCAGCUUUUGGGAUGAGUCUGGAUCUGCCACCAUGAAGUUCUCAGGCUUCCUGCACCUCGACCAGGUCGAUGACCAGGAGAUUUUCUACACCCCUGAGAUGGAGGACCCCAAGUCUGAGCUGUUUGGAGAGACAGCACGCAGCAUAGAGAGCGCCCUCAAUGAGAUGUUCAGGAAGUCACAGGUGCACAAGGACUUCAUGGGAGUUCGAGUACGUCAACUGGCUCCAAGCGGCUCCAUUAUGGCAUUCGUCGAGGCCCAUUUCCGACCAGAUACGAGAUACAAUGUGGAGGACAUCGAGGGAGCGCUGCUGAAACAGCUGAAGGCUUCCAAAGACACCAGCAUCUCUGUAAAGAAGCCAACGGCAGAGAAUAUUCGCUUCACUAAUUAUGGUCUGUCCACCAUCCCACUGUUUACCACCACCACCACCGCUGCCGCCACUGCUGCUGCUGCUGCCAUCACCACAGCCUCCCCUGUCCCCACAUCCAGGCCUCAUUCCCCCUACUUCACACGCCGCCCACCGGGAACCACCCGCAGGCCCACCAGCUCCAGACGGACCACCACCACGCAGGCUCCGCCCACAAAAAUGCUGCGUAGCACCUCAGCGCCACUCGCUACGACCGGGCGGCCAAAAACCCAGAAGCCCUGUGACUCCAACCCAUGCCUCAACGGGGGAACCUGCGAGAACGACGGCGACGACUUCAGCUGCAAGUGCCUGGCUGGACGAGGAGGGGCAGUGUGUGAGAAACCCAUCAGGUACUUCAUCCCAUCAUUUGGUGGCCAGUCUUUCCUGGCCUUCCCGACGAUGAGCGCGUACCACACAGUCCGCAUCGCUAUGGAGUUCAGAGCAUCUGAGAUGAACGGCCUGCUGCUCUACAACGGCCAAAUGAAGAAGAAAGACUUCAUCUCUCUGGCUCUGGUCAACAGCAGGGUGGAGCUCAAGUUCAACACUGGCUCAGGAACAGGCACCGUGAUCAGCGAAGUCCAGAUCAGCCAGGGUCGCUGGCACCAGCUGGUGGUGACACGCAGCCGGCGGAUCGGCAUGCUCAGCGUGGACGGCGAGCCGCACGUCCAAGGCGAAAGUCCCCAUGGGACAGACGGCCUCAACCUGGACACCUCGCUGUUUAUCGGAGGGGUGACGGAUGACCUCAAGCAAGACGUCAGGGAGCGGACCGGGGUCACCGCAGGGCUGGUGGGCUGUAUCCGCAUGCUGGACGUCAACAACCGCAUGCUCAACAUCCAGGAGGCCAACGGAGACAGUCUGUUCGGCGUGGGUGUGGGCGAGUGUGGGAACAACCCCUGCCAGCCGAACCCCUGCAAGAACGGAGCUGAGUGCCAGGUCAAGGAGGCUGAGAUGUUCCACUGCAAGUGCAGCAAUGCAUUCUGGGGUCCAACGUGUGCUGACCUCCAUGACCCCUGCAAACACAGCAAGUGCCACCGGACAUCGCAGUGCAAGGCGCUGCCUGAAGGGGGCUAUAAAUGCGAGUGUCCCAUGGGGCGAGAAGGAAAGCACUGUGAGAGAGUGGCUGAGCGGAGAGGCGUUUACAUGCCUCUUUUCAGUGGCGACUCGUACCUGGAGCUCAAGGGGCUUCAUCUCUACGGGCAUGAUCUACGUCAAAAGUUCAGCAUGAUGCUGGUUCUCAUGGCCAAUGACUCCAACGGUCUGAUCUUCUACAACGGACAGAAGUCUGAUGGAAAGGGAGACUUCGUCUCUCUGUCCCUGAGCAAUGGCUACUUAGAGUUUCGCUACGAUCUGGGAAAGGGACCGGCUAUUAUCAGGAGUAGGGACCAGAUGCAGCUGAAGGUGUGGAACACCAUCAAGCUGGAGCGUUCCCUCCGUAAAGGCGAGAUCCGGUUGAACGAAAAAGCAACUUCAGGAGAGUCACCAAAAUCACGCAAGAAGCCGUACAUGCCACAAAGCGGUGGAGAGAAGAUGCUCUUGAAGAGCACAAACAAGCACACAGAUCUCAACCUGAAAGAGUCGCUGUUCAUCGGCGGCGCUCCUGAUUACAGCAAACUAGCAAGAGUUGCUGCACUCACAGAGGGAUUCAAGGGAACUAUCCAGAAGAUCAUGCUGAUGAGCACACCCAUCCUGCGGGAGGAGAACGCCCUGAACUCCAGCAACGUGGCCAUGUUUCACCGCCACCCGUGUUUCCAGGAGCCCUGCCAGAACGGCGGCCGCUGCCACCCUGAGCUGGACGGCUACGACUGCUCCUGUCCCAGCGGCUUCUCAGGGGACAUGUGUCAGAACGCUAUCCACGAGAAGUCGGCCGGAGAGACGGAGGCCAUCGCCUUUGACGGACGGACCUUCAUCGAGUACCACAAUGCCGUGACUAGAAGCCAACUGACCAAUGAGAUCCCAGAUCCCAAAUCUCUGGAGAACCCGUCAGACCAGAGUGAAAAGGCUCUGCUGGUCAACAAGUUUGAGCUGAGCGUGCGGACCGAGGCCACGCAGGGUCUGCUGCUGUGGAGCGGGAAGGGCGUGGAGCGCUCCGACUACAUUGCGCUGGCCAUUGUGGAUGGCCGGGUCCAGAUGACCUAUGACCUGGGCUCCAAGGCCGUGGUGCUGAGCUCAUCGGUGCGUGUCGACACCAACCGCUGGAUACGCAUCAAAGCCAGCAGGUAAGAAAAACGGAAUCAGCAGCAGAAGCUUUCUUUCUCUCUUUCUUUCUUCCUGGUUCAGUUAAAGGAGGAUUAGACUGAAUCCGUAUGUCUUUGUGUUGCUGCUCACCGUGUGAUAUCUCGCCUGAAUCCCCCGCUUAUUUCUGAGUUGAUGACUCUGAUUAGUUUCAGAUUAAGGCUGCUUUCAUGCCUGGUCACACCCACGUUUGAAGCUUUACACAACAGACAGGCGAGGUGUGGAAGUUGCAGCUUAGACACGGUGAUCAGUGUUCAGACGGAGAACCGCUGCCGCAGCCCAACAUGUCUGCCACUCUCUGGAAGCUGCAGAACAAGAUUCAUGAGAAAUAACUGUUGGAUGUGAAAUAACAGACAGGGAUGUGAAAGUGUUGGAACCACAAUAACUUUUCUACAU
Poecilia latipinna (sailfin molly) is the source of this 3142-nucleotide messenger RNA. It is a transcript of the gene agrn, whose product is annotated as agrin. Bases 68 to 2734 code for a protein of 888 amino acids. Lineage: Eukaryota; Metazoa; Chordata; Actinopteri; Cyprinodontiformes; Poeciliidae. The record is from RefSeq and is a predicted model, not a curated record. The transcript has 20 exons. Gene Ontology annotation, molecular function: calcium ion binding.